This is a messenger RNA of Clarias gariepinus (North African catfish), 2495 nucleotides long. It is a transcript of the gene sting1, whose product is annotated as stimulator of interferon response cGAMP interactor 1. The coding region runs from base 795 to 1985 and encodes 396 amino acids. Gene Ontology annotation, cellular component: autophagosome; endoplasmic reticulum membrane. The record is from RefSeq and is a predicted model, not a curated record. Gene Ontology annotation, molecular function: 2',3'-cyclic GMP-AMP binding; cyclic-di-GMP binding. The transcript has 6 exons. Gene Ontology annotation, biological process: positive regulation of macroautophagy; activation of innate immune response; defense response to virus. NCBI's taxonomy places the organism in Eukaryota, Metazoa, Chordata, Actinopteri, Siluriformes, Clariidae.
UCACUAGUGUCACUAGAGCCAUGAUCAGACUGCCUGCUUCACGUCUUCACGCUGGCAUCCCAGGAGUUCCUUUAACUGGGCCAAUAACUUCCAGCCAAAUUCCUGUAAUGUGCAAGUGAUUGUGUGUACAGUUCCCACAGACAGAGGCGACAAGUUAUCCAUUGAUUUUUCCAGAAUCGGGUUUUCCACUCGGAGGGCUCCGAACCACCUCGGCCAGGAUUUAUGGACGUACGGCCUUCUUUCAAAUGUUUCUACCAUUCAGAUGUUUUACUGCGAUGAAAAUCACAUCACCAUACUGUGUUUGAUGUUUUCUGUAAAUUUCAAUCAGUCUUACAGCUUCAUUCACAAGAAAGUCCCAGUUUGACUUGAAUGACCCUCAUCGCAUAAUCCACCAAGCAGGAAAUUGAAUCACUAAGCAGAUCAUGAAUAUUGAAAUAUGUGUUGCUUGUAAAGCUGCUCCCUGAUGAGCAAACUGGGAGCAACAGUGGAAGGAAAAACUCCCUGAUCUCAGAUAUCAGAAAUUCAGCAGCCAUGUCCAUCAAGAUUUCUAGCUAACUAUUAGACAACUGUGUUGCACAAAAAUGCUGUAUGUUCUGAAAUGGAACAGACCUGUAGAACAGGUUAGGACAUACGUAUUUAGCUUCAACGUCAAUUAGUAAUACACCACAGAGAGGAAAGGCUGUUUGAGGCUUAAACCCGGAUGUUGUGGGAUUGUGAAAUUAUUUGCUGAGUUUAACCUGAGCAGGCGCAGAUUUUCUCAGAAUUGUAUUCAUUAUGUUUAGAAGCAGGUGAGGAUGUUGAAGGAGAAUAUGGUUCCAAGGCCUCGGGGUCGUUUGCCUGUGGUGUGUGCGGUGCUGUUGUUCAGUCUGCUGUUUGUGCCAAUCUGGCUGCAUGACGCUGUGCUAACACGAGAGACAUCGGGACUCGUCUUAUUCACUCUGAUCCUGGGGGAGACACUGCAUAGCCUCUGCCUGUUUCCAGAAGAGUGGCUGUUUCAUUCAAGACAAAGGUAUGGAGGCAGAUUCCAGAAGAUGCUCAGUGCCUGUUUCAGCAGAUCUACUGUUGCAGGAACGUGUGUAGUCAUUUCACUUCUGCUGGUGGGAGGAUUUAAAUGGACACAUGACAAGUUUGUCUCAUGUGCCUUAACCUGCGCUUUCUACCUCCUGCUGAAGGCCUUUGGAGUUCUGGGCCCUACACCAGUGGAGAUCUUGGAGGUGUGUGAGAGCAGGAAGCUGAAUGUAGCUCACGGCUUAGCCUGGUCCUAUUACCUAGGUUAUUUGAAAUUUGUGAUCCCAGAGCUGGAAAACCAGAUAAAAAAACACAAAACGCUGACUGGGCAGGAUCUUCACUCUGCCCGGCUGCACAUCCUCCUGCCUCUGAGCGCAGCUGCCCCGGCAAAGAUAGAGGAAGAAGACCAAAACAUACAUUUCCACACAAACCUCCCAGAGCUGAAGGUCGACCGGGCCGGUGUCAGGGGCAGAGUCUUCAAGCACAGCAUCUACAAAAUCCGAGACGAUAAACAAGAGGAGUAUUACUGUGUGGUGGAGUACGCCACUCCUCUGCUCACCCUCUAUCACAUGUCUCAGGACAGCACUGCAGGUUUCAGCGAGCAGGACAGGAGACAGCAGGUUCUGCUCUUCUACAGGACUCUCAGUCACAUCCUGGAAUCUUCUCUAGAGUGUCGCAACCGUUACCGCCUUAUCCUGCUCGACAACCAGCAAGUUGACAUCCACCCUCACUAUGUGUCCACUGACAUCAUCAAGCACUUGCAGCAGGAGAAGCGUGAGAUCCCCAUGGACCUCCCGCAGGACCUGCCCGAGCCCGUACCAGAACAGGGAGGGUUUACGCCUCAGGUUCACUACCGCCAGCAGGAGGAGCCACUCAGCUCUCUGCCCAGCCUGAUGAUCAGUGCACCACAGUCUCUGAGAUCAGAACCUGAGGAGAAUACAGACUACACCAACAACCAUCAAAACAGACGCAGAUAAGCUGAUACUCCAUCACUACCUCCUGUACAUAAUGUGUGUUCAUGGUGUGUUUAGAGACAUGUAAAUGAGUAGUAGGAAAUUUCUACUAGUGACAAACAAACAUAUAAAAACAUAAUAAAAAUGUAUCUUGUUGAUAAUGGUUAUCAGAAAACAUUUUUUUUUACUUUGUGAUGAUAGUUGUGAUGAUAUUUAUGCAUUCAAAGGCUAUAAGAAAAUUCUUUUCUUAAGUGCUUAGUCUGUCAAAACACAAUUCCUAAAAUUUUGUUACAAAAUAAUAAUGGUACAUUUUGUUAUCAAAUAUUUCUGUUAAAAUUUCGAUGUCAAAAGAAAUUGUUUCCAAAAAGACACUUGUUCUAAAACGUAUUUUGGUUCUAUAUCUCUAUUACAUCAUGUUGUAUGUAUUAGGCACAUACUGUAUAGUAAGUGAAUUGUGAAACAAUUCGAGAUUAAAGCCCACUGUGAAUAUUGUUUCUUCUUUGUGAAUAUGAAUAAUAAAAACCACUUUUUUUU